AUGGCGCUUCCGUUUUCUCGGUCUGGCGCGGGACCCAGUUGGCUCUCGGCGGCGAACCCCGGCGAGAGGACAGGGGCUGUUCAGCCAGCGUUCACGCAGGCGCCUCUCUCUUCCGGAGACCAGCCUCCUGCAUGCGCUGCGUAUGCUUCGGCCUUGCCGUCGGCGUGCUAUUCUGUCUCUCCGUCGGCUCCGGGCUUCGCCGCCGCUACUUCGCGGAAUCCAGCGAUCCAGGAGCAAACCCAGCCACUGUGCGCUCGACAGGCGUCCCGCAGAAGCGGAGAAAUAGCAAGGCACGGCCUUCAAAGUGGAGACAGUCUUCCACUCCAGCGGUUGACAGAUCGCUUCACCCACCUGCCCGGGCAGAUGCAGACCAUGAACAGCGACGGCCUCAACAGCGCGGGAGGCUCGCUGCCCUCGGCUUUUCUUCGGAGACACGCUUCGCCUGCGGCUCAGGAAGGACGGGAGCCUGUGAAGAGGUGCGGGGGCGCUGCGAAUGCGUAUCGUCUUGACGGGAACCAGGAGUCGCCGGUGCCAGGGAGCGGCAUGCGGGGCGACGCCGCUGCUGCUCCGCGGGAGCAGGACUCGCGCGAGGCUCAGUUCUCAGCCAAAGCCACCGAGCUGCAGCACCUGCUUCACCUCUUCCAGAACAUCGGGGAUCCGGAGAGUCAAGUGUCGAGAGGCCGAGCGACCGAGCGUUUGCGGCAGCCGGCGCCUUCACCCGCGCCGCACGUCUCCUCUUUUGCUUCCUUCCCCCCAGCAUGCGGAGGCGAUCGGAAGAGAAAGGGCGAGAGCAGCGGAGAGGCGUGCACGGUGUUCUCCACUCCGCAGCGCGAGGGCGACGCGCGGUCUUCUUCGCACGCGAAGGCGAGCGCCGAGCGAGGGCGAGACGAAGAGAGCGAACGCAUUGCCUUUCAGCGCUUCCUCGCUCUUCAGAGACUCGGGGACAGUCUCCGCUCAGGCGGCAAACCAGGCAGCGGCGCAGGACGGGCAGCGUGUGGGGAUGCGGCGUCCUGGGGCCCUUCCGCGUCGCUUCUCACUCAGCACAGAGCGCACCUGCCGCUUUCUCUUCGGCCUUCUCAAGUGUGUCCGUCGAGCUCCGCCCCGGCCGCAGCGGGGCGUCCUCCAGUGUUUCCGCCCUCGCCAAGGGCUUCUCUCCCUGCUGCGCACUCCGCGCACGGUCCCACAUCGCCCUUGCCCUCUUUUGGAGGCUGGGACCCUCGACUGUCGGCCUCGAACUGCGUGGCUCAGCAGGAGCGGAGAGCGGGCGGCUCGCCAGCUGGUGUGACCGCCGCGCCGCCCGCGUCCUCGCCUCAGGUUCCCCCUUUCCCACGCGAUGCCCACGCCCCAGGGGGUGCACAGACGCUGGCAAGUCACCGGGGCGACGCGCCGCGGAGUGCUCACCUUCCGGCUUACUGGCCUCCGGUGUAUGCACAGGGGUUGCCACAGCACGGGAGCUUUCCGGGCGCGGCCGGAGUGGAGACCGACAGAGAGGCUCGCCUCCGCGCCGCGCUGCUGGCUUCUCCCGCGCUGGUUGAGAAGCUGAAGCGGCUGCCUGGCGGUCUCGCCGCGCUUCGCUGCAUGGCCCAGAGUGGGCCUUCUGGGCACCCGCCCUUGCGCAGUGGGAUGCACGCCCCGCCGGCUGCGUCCCUGCCUGCGCCUCCGCAAGGCGCCGCGCCUCCGUCGCCCUCGCCUGCGUGUGGCGCGACGGAGCAGAGCCGCGGAGCCGAGCGGAGGAAGCGGCGAAAGAGAGACGCGGACGAGGGAGAGGAAGCGCAGGCCGCGCCGGACAACAUGGAGAGCGAGAACGGGGAGAGAGGGGGGAGGCGCCUCUUCACGUGCGGAGCGGAGAGUCGAGGGGCCGACGGCCACGCGAGGAAGGCGAGCGACGGGGCAGGAGGAAACGAGGACGCAGUGACGCGUGAGCAAGAAGAGUUGCAGAAGGUGAAGGAGGAACGACGAGAAAAACGCAUGAGGCGCCGCAUGCGCCGACGCGAAAAGCGCUUACGGAGGCGCGCGAGGCGCGACCUCGUCCGCCUCAUGCGCCGCCAGCUGCUGAAGAAGAGAGAGGAGGAAGAGAGGAGGAAGAGAGAGGCAGAAGACACCGAGCAGGAAGAGAGCGAGGCAGACAAGCCCGAAGAGGAAGAGCUAGACCGGACAGAGGACUGCGCGGAAGAAAGCGAAGAACGCGGCAAGAGAGGGGCGAAGUCGCGCGACUCCGGCGAGGCCCCAGCUUCUCGGGGAAGAAGAGGCGCCGGGCGAGCGAGAGGGAAGAGCGUUCCUGGCGGACAGCGCGCACGGCGCGGAAAAACCCGGGAGAAGGAAGAGACCGAGGAGGCGGAACGCGACGACGGCGCAGAGGAAGCGACAAAGCGGGAAGGCAAGGAAGCAAAGAUGUGCACGGAGAAGCAGGAAGAGGCGAAAGAGGACGAAGACGAAGACUUCAAUGCACAGCGGGAAAGAAUCGAAAGAAAAUUGCGGAAACGCCUCAAGCAACUUUCCACAGGAACCGUGAUGGUCCAGCGAGGCUCUCGGCGCCGCGAAGGAGACUACGAGGCCGGUCUCUCGCUUCAAAAAAAACUCGACUUUCUUGUGCAACAGAGCAUAGCGUGCCCGACUUUGCCGAACAGCGCUCCCCUGUCUAACGCGUACACCAUUACGUCACGCUUCAAGGAGACCAAUCACUCGUCGAUGCUGAGCGAUGCAGCUCGGAUGAACUUAUACAAGUUGGCGAUCGAGACGCAAGUCGCGCGGCUCCUCGAGGAGAAACGCUGCGGGGAAGACGGGCGACGGAAGGCCCACCGCGUUCUGGAGAUCGGCUGCGGGCCCUUCUGCGUCCUCAGCAUCAACGCGGCCCGAGCGGGCGCGAAAAGCAUUGUCGCUCUGGAGGUGGUCCGGCGCGCCGCCGUCGACGCGCAGGCUUUCGUCCGCAUGUACGGUUUCGACCGCGUGAUAAAGGUCGUGAAUGCGUACUCGAAGGAGUGCGCGUUUCGAGGGAUCGCCCAGCUGUCUCCCGUGGCCUCCACGUCGUGCUCGGCGGCCGGCGAGGCGGAAGCGAUGGAAACCGCAUGCACGGACAAAAACGGAGAGAGCACGUCCCUGUCUGCCGUGAAGUCCAUGGCGAUCGAUCCGAGCGCGCCUCUGGAGGAGCGGAGCACGAGCAGUUGUCUCUCCUCGCCUUCGAGCGACGGCUUCCCGGCAGCUUCGGCGGACAGCGGCGGGGCGCAGUUCGAGGCCUCGUGUCUCGAGCCCAAACCUUCGCCCGCACCCGCCGUGGAGGGCCCGGGCGAGCCCCCCGACUGCGAAGGGAAGGAUCCGUGCACAGACGGCGGGGCGGCGGAGAAGGCGAGCGAAGACGCGGCCGCAAAAGAGAAGGGCGCGAGAGUGAAGGACGAGGCAGACAGGGAACAGGGACAAGACGGAUAUGGGCCUUUCGACUUGAUCAUUCACGAGAUCAUCGGAGACAUCUGCAGCAACGAAGGUGUCGCCGAUGUCGUCGAUGACAUCCAGGCCCGCACGGGAUGUUGUCCGGCCUCGGUGCCGUAUGCUGCCCGUACGUGGUUCACGCCUUGCGAGUUGCCGCGACCUCGCCACAUUCUCUUCCCCCAUCACAGGUAUCCGCUCCGGACACUUCUCUCCCCAAAUCGCGUUCUGCUGCAGUCGGUCGACAUGCAGUUUGCGGGUCUCCGCCUCAGCGAUCAGUUCGCGCCUCUCGAGGAGCUUCUGUUCGAGGAGCCCAUGCGGCCGCAGCUUCUCCAAAAAAGACAGGCGCACUUCAGAUGCCUGCGGAGUGGCAAACUCUGCGGCCUGCUGCUGUGCAACGAAGUGGAAGUUCUGAAGGGCGUCUCGAUCGACAACCGCGAGAGCUCGGCGGCUAGCCACUGGUACACGAACGUGGCUCUUCUGAAGCGCGAGAUUCGCGUCCGCAAAGGCGAUGUCAUCGUCGUCCACUCGUGUGCAGACUUGAGGAAUUACCAGCAUGUAGACGUCCGUGAGGGCAGCACACUCGCCGACGUCGAGGAGAUUCACUACGCUGCGCGUCCCGGGAAAGCGCCGCCUUCGAGCAAGCCGAAGCUGGUGUCAUCUUCCGCAGGAAAAACUGCGACGAGGUCCUCGAGACGGGUGCGGAGUGCCAGGGUGGCGAACAACUCGCCUGCGUCCUCCGUUGCAGGUUCUGCGCUGGCGUGCUCUCGGGAACAGGGUCUGGGGGGACACGGCCUUUUCCGCGAGGGCGAGGGAGGGAGAGAAUCGGAGUCUCCACAGUUAUCUCUGUCGUGUGCGUCUUCUCCGUCCCCAGACACUUCGUCUCCACCGUUCGCGUCGGAUGAGAAACCGAAAGAGUCCGAAGAAAAUCGCGCCUCUUCUCUCUCAGACCGGGCGGAGGUGUCCUGCUGGCGGGCCGUUGCGGCGCUAGGCAGUCAGCAGAUUUCGAGGGGCGGCGAUUCCGAUCCGAAUCAGGAACGGAACGGCGCAGUGGAGACGCGACCUAAAGCGAAGACCGCCGGGGAGGCGAGCGAGUUGCCGCAGAGCGGAAAAGAGUCAGAGGAGACGGGUGCAGAAGCCACGGAAGAUCCUCUCGCUUUUCCCGCCUGCUUCGCGUCAGUCGCUUCGGGAGAAGAGGCGAGUCAGCUGGAGCGCGGAUACACCCGGCAGUACUUGUCCCGACCGAGGUUCUGUUUCUGCGUGGAGAUUCACAGGCCGAUUCGACGCAGGAGUCAGAGCACGUUUCGCUUUUUGAAUCAGUACUGCCGAAGCCAGGGCGAGCAGGGAGAGACAGAGUGCGAAGGACAAGACAGGGACGACAGCAAGUGGAAGGCGCUGCUCGAAAGCGAGAGCGAGACUUCGAGCUCGGAGGACGAGGCAGACUCAGACCUCUCUGAUUCAGACCUCUCCAGUGACGACAGUGAGAGCAGCGAGAGUGAGGAGGAAGAGGGAGAGGAAGAAGCCGACGGCGAAGCAGACGCAGGAGAGACAGGGGAGGGUGGAAAGGCGAGGGCCAAGCCGCGGGCGGGAGACAGCGAGGAGACUGGGCAGCAGAGAAGUGGCAAGGGAGGGAAAGAGAAGGGGACAGUCUCGGCGAAAGAGACGGACGACGCAAAGCGAGAGGAAACGCAGAGGAAGGCGGACGGCAGCCCUCAAUUCGGAGAUGCAGGGGCGAAAACGUCCGGCGGCAGGCAAGAGAAACAAGUGAAGAUUCGACGCCUUCCGAUUAUCGCGAUCGACUUCAAUGAGCAAUCUCCCUUCGUCGAUAAGGCAGUGUGCAAAGGUCGCAAUGGAACUUCGGGACGGCACGUCAGGCCUUGA
Molecule: messenger RNA, 5301 nt
Organism: Neospora caninum
Lineage: Eukaryota; Apicomplexa; Conoidasida; Eucoccidiorida; Sarcocystidae
Exons: 8
Coding region: 1-5301 (1766 amino acids)
Biological process (GO): peptidyl-arginine methylation
Molecular function (GO): protein-arginine N-methyltransferase activity
Source: RefSeq, a predicted model, not a curated record